Synchytrium microbalum is the source of this 2757-nucleotide messenger RNA. RefSeq lists its product as uncharacterized. Gene Ontology annotation, cellular component: cytoplasm. Lineage: Eukaryota; Fungi; Chytridiomycota; Chytridiomycetes; Synchytriales; Synchytriaceae. The record is from RefSeq and is a predicted model, not a curated record. The coding region runs from base 1 to 2757 and encodes 918 amino acids. Gene Ontology annotation, molecular function: saccharopine dehydrogenase activity. The transcript is spliced from 16 exons.
AUGGCACUGCUAUUUAUGAAACAUCGACUUCCUGUGGCCAUAUCACGUAGAUAUGCUUCCUCCUCAAAGGUCCUUACUCUUGGGAUCAGGCGUGAAGACAAAAACAGAUGGGAGAGAAGGGUUGGUUUACUGCCAGACCACGUUGAGAGAAUUAUUAAAGAACUAGGAGCUACGGUAUUAGUGCAGCCAUCCACGCGCAGAGUCAUUCCAGAUGAAAAGUACCAACAGGCUGGCGCAAUCAUUACGAAUGAUUUAUCAAAAGCCGAUAUCAUUCUUGCUGUCAAGGAGGUGCCAAUUGACCUUCUUAUGGACAACAAGACAUACAUGUUUUUCUCGCACACUCACAAAGCUCAAAAGUACAAUAUGCCAAUGUUGAAAAAGAUACUGGAAAAACAAAUUCGUUUAAUUGAUUAUGAACUCAUGACCGACGAGAACAAGAAACGUCUAGUACAAUUCUCCAAGUUUGCUGGCUAUGCAGGAAUGAUUGAUGGUCUUCACGGUCUAGCGCAUAGAUUACUGUGUUUAGGCUACGGGACUCCUUUUCUCAGCAUGGGAAUGUCUUAUAUGUAUCGCAACUUAUCCGAUGCCAGGCUGGACGUGACUCGCUCCGGAAUGGUCAUAGCUGAUGAUGGUUUGCAACCUGAAAUGGGUCCUAUGACAUUUGUAUUCACUGGAGAUGGACAAGUCGCUAGGGGCGCUCUUCAUGUUUUCAAGUGCUUGCCGCAUGAAUGGGUCUCUCCGAAUGACUUGAAAAGUUUAUGGGAAACUAAAGGCUUCAACAAUCACAAAGUGUAUGCAUGCCAGCUUAAAGUGUCGGACUGGGUUGUUCGAAAAGAUGGUGGAAAGUUUGAGAGAUCACGAUAUAAUGAGCAUCCAGACGAGUUCAUGAGCGUUUUUCACGAGAAGAUUGCUCCAUAUACACGAAUGCUCAUCAACGGAAUCUAUUGGGAUCCACGAUUUCCAAGACUGUUGACGAAUGAACAAGCACGAGAUCUGGCUCUGGAGGGCCGAUUACCAUUAUUGACCAUUGCAGAUAUUUCCUGUGACAUUAAUGGUUCGAUUGAAUUUAUGUCGCAUGCCACCUCAACAGACAAUCCCUUCUUCUUAUACGACCCUGUCAAGCAGAUAGAGCAUCAAAAUGCUGAAGCUCCUGGUGUUCAAAUUAUGAGUGUUGAUAUUCUUCCAACGGAAAUGCCACUAGAAUCCAGUGAGCACUUUAGCAACUCAUUAUUCCCAUAUGUCAAGGAGCUUGUCCGAGGCAAUUUUGAUCAUCCUGUUUUGAAGAGAGCCACGAUUACUACUGCUGAAGGCCUGGUUCCACGUCAUGCUAAGCUUGCAGAGAGUAUUGCAAGAUACGGAACCCCUGUAUAUGGUGAAGGUGCCAAAGUCAUGAAUUCCAGAAAAGUCUUGCUUUUGGGAUCUGGCUUCGUAUCUGCACCACUCGUUGAUUACUUGUUGAGAGAAUCAAGGACGGCCAUCACUAUUGCGAGCAACUCGAAGCCUGAAGCAGACAGAUUAGCUGCUGGAAGACAAGGAACAAAGGUUGCUCCAUUAGAUGUGCACAACAAAGAAGCUCUUGGUACUCUAGUAUCAGAGCAUGAUGUUGUUGUCAGUUUUGUUCCUGCUCCUUUACAUCCACUCGUUGCGUUACCAUGCAUCCAACAUGGCAAACAUUUAGUGACAGCCAGUUACAUUUCACCAGCCAUGGCUGAACUCGAUGCUAAAGCUAAAGCAGCUAAUGUCACAUUGCUGAACGAAAUGGGGUUGGAUCCUGGUAUUGAUCAUAUGACUGCCGUCCGUAUUUUCGACGACGUACGAUCUAAAGGUGGUCGAAUCACAUCGUUUGUAUCAUGGUGUGGUGGUCUUCCUGCUCCAGAAGCAUCGGAUAAUCCACUUGGUUAUAAAUUCAGUUGGUCUCCACGUGGUGUUUUGACUGCUGGAAUGAAUGAAGCCAAGUUCAAGAGGAAUGGACAGAUUCUUCACGUGCCUGGAAUGGAAUUGCUCAAGACUGCCAUCCCUGUAUCCAUAUUUCCCGGAUUUGCAAUGGAAGGCUUCCCGAAUCGAGACUCGUUAAAGUAUUUGGAUUUGUAUGGUCUUGGACCAUUGGAGAAUCUGGACAAUCUGUUUCGUGGCACCUUGAGAUAUCAGGGCUACUCUGAGUUGAUGUCCGCAUUUAUUGGACUGGGAUUGUUGGAUGAUCGUGUUGGGGGUAUUCCGCCAGACAUGUCUUGGGCUGAACUAAUGACCAAUCUUGUACGAAAGGGAGGUAAGGUACCAGACAUGCGAUUGGCUAUUGCAUCCAAACUCGGAAUUGGUCUAUCAGACUCCAAGGGUAAUGCUCUAGUGGAUCGUGUGUUAUCUGCACUCAAGUGGAUGGACGUCCUGUCUCCCGCCCAUCCAGUACCUCCAGCAUCUAGUGUUUUAGAUGCAUUCUGUGCUCUUUUGCAAAAGAGAUUAAUUUAUGGACCUGGAGAAAGGGAUAUGGUUGUGAUGCAUCAUGAAGUUGGUGUUGAAUUGGCCAAUGGAGUCAAGGAACGACGAACAUCUACACUUGUUUCGUAUGGUGAUCCAACAGGGUACACGGCGAUGGCUCGUACAGUUGGUCUACCUGCAGCAAUUGGCGUAGAACUGAUUCUGAAUGGCUCGAUUUCUCGUCGAGGUGUAAUCGCACCCAUGACGCCGGACGUUUAUGAACCCUGCCUUCAUAGUCUUGAAAAAGAGAGUGUUCGUUUCACUGAGUCGACUGUGUCUGUGUAA